AUGCCUUUGGAGGAAAAUGUGUGUGGAAAUUCUACAAUGUUUAAUUUUCUUGUUGCCAGACUUAAAAACUGUUUCCGUUAUCAAAAACUGGUUUUUUUUAAGGUUAUAGGUGACAAGAAAGGAGGAAAAACUUCAAAGAUCUUUGCCAAUAACGACUCGAUGAAGACUCUCGAGGAAAUCGCUGAAGUUGUUAAAUUACCAAUGAAAUUCAUCCACGUAACAAGGAACCCAUUCGAUAACAUAGCGACGAUGACACUCCGCUUGGCGAGCCAGCGUAAUAAUGUGAGAGAAGAGGGAAUUAAGGUAAUAUUCGUCCCAUGUAGGGGAAUACAGGACAGUCUUCUAUUCUGGAUUCCACGUCGUGGAUAUCCGGAUUCCAGGUACUGGAUUCCAGUCUUUGUCAGUGGAACUUGGAUUUUUGGAUUCCAAUCGCUAGUGGGAUUCAGGAUCCCUUGAGCUGUUUUCCAGAUUCCAAAGCCCAGGAUUCCGGAUUCCACAAGCAAAGUUUUCUGAUAAGAUUGGGACAGAGCUGCAGCGGGUAGUUAGGAGACUGUAAUUAGGUGGAGCGUUUACGAUAUUGUUUGCCACAUUGCAACAGUAAGACCUAACACGGUCAUCUUUCCGUGUUUUCUCCAAGGAAUGACUUGCAACAUUGUGGGGGGAGGGGAGGGGGAAGCGCAUCAGACCACCCGCACUCGACAAGUUGGAUGUCCACUUCAUUGAGAGGUGUUUGUUGGAAUGUGUAUAGGAGAACAAAACGAUCAUUUUGGACCUCCUGUGCUAUUCGGGUUGAUCAAAAUAUGGUCAAAUUUCUGUGUAAAUAUACAACAUUCAGAAUCGUUCUGAUCUUCCCGAGAGCCAGGAAAAAUUAAGGCAAAAUUAAUGAAUUUAGUUGAUCUUGACAAUAAUAUGAAAAAAAGCUCUACCAAUAUACAUCGCGCCAAAAAACUUCCAAAAAAGCACUAUGUGUUAACAUGGGUAGUUGAACGCGUCCCAUUAUGACAACCUUUCCAUUCACAAAUUAGCAAAUAGCACUACCCUCAUAUGGAUUUCAAAUGCUACAUAAGACUACUAAUAUAUGUAUAUAUUUUUUUUUCAUUCUUCCUUCGCAGUUAAAUGACACAAGAAGACUCGAUCUGUCUAUAAACUCUUACUUUAAAUUAGCGACUGCUAAUCAGCGCGUCCGGGAACGUUACGGAAAAGCAGUGAUCGAUAUUCCAGGACAAGAAACAGUGCUCAGACCAAGAGAGACCAUACAGAAGUUGUGUGACCAUUUGGGGGUCACGUGCUCGGAUGACUAUCUUGAUAAAUGCAGUAAUAUUAUGUAUGGUGCACCCUCAGUGACCAGAGACAAAGUUAUUUGGACUGAAGAACAGAAGAGACGAGUGACGCAAAAGAUGAAGGAGUUUCCGUUUCUUAGAGAUUAUUCGUUCGAUGUAUAUCCAGAGUGA
Porites lobata is the source of this 1451-nucleotide messenger RNA. The record is from the annotation of a GenBank genome assembly. Lineage: Eukaryota; Metazoa; Cnidaria; Anthozoa; Scleractinia; Poritidae.